GCGGGUGAAGGUGACUGACAGCAGUUCUUCUCAGCCGGCAUCUCGGUCGGGUCGCUGUGUCCGCGUCUCCCCCCUCCCCGCUAAACGCGAUGUCGGUGUUCGGCGAGGUCCCCCUGGCAGCCCCGGUGGCUGUCUUUAAAUUAACGCAGGACUUCAACAACGACCAAGACCCCAACAAAGUGAACCUCGGGGUGGGAGCUUACAGGACGGAUGAGGGCCGGCCAUGGGUUCUGCCUGUUGUUAAGAAGGUUGAAAAGCUCAUUGUGCACGAUGACAGGCUGAACCACGAGUACCUGCCCAUCCUGGGACUGCCCGAGUUCAGAUCGUCUGCCUCCAAGAUCGCCCUGGGAGAGGACAGCCCGGCCAUCCAGGAGAACAGGGUGGGUGCUGUCCAAUGUCUGGGGGGUACAGGAGCUCUGAAGAUGGGGGCAGAGUUCCUCAGGCGUUUCUACAAUGGAAACAACAAUACCAAGACUCCUGUCUACGUGUCCGCGCCUACCUGGGAGAAUCAUAAUGCUGUUUUUGCCAAUGCGGGCUUUGAGGAUGUCCGUCCAUACAAAUAUUGGGAUGCUGAAAAGAGGGGCUUGGAUCUGAAUGGUUUCCUUGGUGACCUGGAGAGUUGUCCAGAACAUUCCAUCUUUGUUUUGCAUGCCUGUGCUCACAAUCCUACUGGCACAGACCCCACUCAAAAGCAAUGGAAGCAGAUUGCUGAGGUUAUGAUGAGGCGGAGUCUGUUUGUCUUCUUUGACUCAGCCUACCAGGGAUUUGCCUCCGGCAGUCUCGAUAAAGAUGCCUGGGCUGUACGCUACUUUGUCUCCAUGGGCUUUGAGAUGUUCUGCGCCCAGUCAUUUUCCAAGAACUUCGGCCUAUAUAAUGAGCGCGUGGGUAACCUGACCAUUGUGGCUCGGGAUGCCGACAACCUGAAGCGGGUUCUGUCCCAGAUGGAGAAGAUAGUUCGAACCACUUGGUCCAACCCGCCGUCUCAGGGAGCCCGCUUGGUGGCGAUUACACUCAACACACCAGAGCUAUUUGCUGAGUGGAAGGACAAUGUGAAGACCAUGGCAGACAGAGUUCUGUUGAUGAGAGCUCAGCUGAAGGCUAAGCUGAAGGCUUUAGGUACACCAGGGACCUGGGACCACAUCACGCAUCAGAUUGGCAUGUUCAGCUUCACUGGCCUCAACCCCAAACAAGUGGAGUAUAUGGUGAAAGAGAAACACAUCUACCUAAUGGCCAGUGGCCGAAUCAACAUGUGUGGUCUGACUACCAAGAACAUCGACUACGUGGCUGACUCCAUCCAUGAGACUGUCACCAAGGUCCAGUAGAAGACUGUAUUACCCAGAACUCCUUAGCACUUACCCAUGCCCCACCCUUCCCCCAGAGACGGAGGGUUCAUCGGACCAAGCAUGUAGUCUCACCUGCACAAACAUAAACAUACUGCCCCGUUAUCCCUCGUCCUGCAGACCCAAUUUACCACACACUAAAUUCCGCUGGUUCAGUGGCAUUACUUUCUGUAGAUCAUUCCAUUUCAACCCUGUGAGUAACACACAAGAUGGCCGAACUGUUCGUGUGCUCGCGUUUAUAAUUUGUUUCUGUACAGUUUCUCCCCAUGUGAAGAGGUCGGUUUACUUCCUCCAGUGUUUACCUUCUUUAAUCGUAUGUUGCAUUUCAUUGGUGGGCAUUAUGUGGGGCUCGGCAUGCGAUAUUUCACACCAGAAUGGUACGCGGACCAGUGGCUGUUGUAGGAUCGGCUCUGGCGGUACUGCCUCAGUGAUAUUCCAGUGUUUAAAGAUGUAUUGACGUGAGCCAUCCUUGUUGAUUCCCCAUGUUAAAAGCACAUUUACAGUUUCCUAGUGUACUUCCAUUACUUACUUAGAUACUUCAGCAGCUGCAUAUGAUUUCAGAGUUGUCGACGAGAGUUUAAAAACAAUGUUAAUUUCUAAUGAGACCAAGUGACUGUAUAUCAUUUUAUGAAUGAGAUGAAUUAACUGAUCAAUUCAGUUUCACUGAAAACGGGUAUCUGUCUACCACCUCUGACUUGAAGAGACUUACGUGAUGAAGGCGUGACUAACCAUCGUUGGUUGCCAUGGGAGAGGUAAAUAGCAUGUUGAAAUUAAAAUGUCUUCAGAGAUGAAUUAUGUAAUUUGUUAGUGACAAACUGUUUCAGCCGCAGGGGGACUACAGGGCGUUUCUACCGUGUACCUCAGUUUUGAUCUGGAUUUGUGGCGCGCCGUCCUCGGGCGGCUGCUCUGUAAGCCUCGGUGGCUCGGGCUCGAGUUCAGCGAGUGCAGACGGGAGAGAAAACUCUUUUCACAAGAGUCACGAAUCGUGAGUAAUCUCGCCGCACACGCAGUGAGGCUCGGCAUGGGAUAUUUCACACCGGAAUGGUCCGCGGCCCAGUGGCUGUGUUUGGGAUCAGCCCCGGCAGUACUGCCUCGGUGAUAUUCCGGUGUGUAAAGGUGUGUUAAUGUCGCAUGUUAAUGCCGUCGCUGCCUAUUAAUUGUCCGUAGGCUGCUGCCGUGGCGAGCCUGUCAGGAGUCUGCCCAGCGGCUGUUCAGUUUGCACAACAGCUGUGUGUUAACGGCACUAUUGCACUAUUACGCACAACCCAUCUCAGCGACACAAACACUACUGAUCAACCCGUGUGUCUCAGUGGCGCGCACACAGUACACCUGCAGACACAAGUCAUGCGAUGCAACAAACACGGAACAAAUAUGUGGAAUGUCCUCACACGUGGCGAUCUAAUGUGAAACAACUGCUCACAAAUAAAUGUGUAGA
Messenger RNA from Lampris incognitus (smalleye Pacific opah), 2775 nucleotides. RefSeq names its product glutamic-oxaloacetic transaminase 1, soluble (gene got1). Gene Ontology annotation, molecular function: pyridoxal phosphate binding; L-aspartate:2-oxoglutarate transaminase activity. Gene Ontology annotation, biological process: L-aspartate biosynthetic process. The coding region runs from base 90 to 1322 and encodes 410 amino acids. The record is from RefSeq and is a predicted model, not a curated record. Gene Ontology annotation, cellular component: cytosol. The transcript has 9 exons. Lineage: Eukaryota; Metazoa; Chordata; Actinopteri; Lampriformes; Lampridae.